CCAAACUCUGCCGAUUCGCUCUGGCCUCGGCUGCCAACAACUUCCACCUUCUCCACACUACUACUGUUGACCAGACAGUUUGGACGAAUCCACUCAUCGCUGACCGACCCAACGACUCCACUACUUCCCUCAGCGGCAGCCUACUAUCUAUCAAUCACCGAUAAUCAUGCCCUCCGACUCACUCGUCCAUGCCUCAAGCGGCGCUUUGGGUGGGAUUUGUGCCAUGGCUAUCACUUAUCCCCUCAUCAGUAUCUCAACCCGGGCUCAAGUCGAAGCUCGCAGACAUCCAGGGGAGAGCUCUCUCGAGGCGGCGCUUCAUCUCAUCAAACGGGAAGGGUUUCGGUCUCUCUAUGAUGGUCUAGGAUCUUCAUUAAUUGGAAUUGCUGUCACAAAUGGGAUUUACUACCUGUUCUUUGAAGAGUCCCGAGCAGUGUUACUGUUGCGAUCUUCAAACCAAACAAAGCGAGCCCUGUCGACAAUUGAAUCAAUGCUGGCCGGUGCCAUAGCAGGCACCAUGACCGCCGUCCUAACAAAUCCAAUUUGGGUCGUCAAUACUCGGCAAACCGUCAGAGUCGUUCGAGCAAACCCCGGCUUGCCUUCCACUGCUCGCUCCAAACGGAUGGGAUUCUUACAAACAGUACUUCACAUUCUCAGGACUGAUGGGGCCAUGGCCUUAUUCAGAGGACUCGGACCAGCUUUGAUUCUAGUGAUCAAUCCAAUCCUUCAGUACACGUUAUUUGAACAAAUGAAAAACAUCCUUAUCGCUCGGCGAAAACGAUUAUCUCGGAAUACUUCAGGAACUGCAACCGAAUACGUGCUCAAAGAUGCUGACCAUUUUAUUCUAGGAGCCAUCUCAAAAUUGUUUGCCACCGGCUCGACCUACCCCUAUUUAACGGUCAAGUCGAGAAUGCAAAGUGGUCAAGCGGAGGGUAAAGAAUAUCGCGAUACCUUCGACGGACUACGGAAGAUCGUAGCGAAAGAUGGCAUCAAAGGUCUCUACAGAGGGAUAGCUCCCAAGCUGACACAGUCCGUUUUGACAGCCGCAUUCUUAUUUCUGGCUAAGGAAAGGAUAUAUGUUGCAACCAAGAAAGCAUUGAAAACCGCAUCCCAAAUCACUCCGGUCUAGCUUUAAGGAAGAUCCAACCUCGCACAGAAUAGUCCCUCCAUUGAUUUCAAUUCUUGUUACUAUAACUUUCACCCAAGUCAAAAUACAAAAAUUUGUUGCACAUGUCUUCCCUUUUUCAGCCCUCUAAUUUCUCUUGAGAAGCUUUUGUUCAGUUCAAGCCCAUUGUAAACCACGCAAAACAUAUUGUAACAGUAAACUAUGGUUGUUGGAAUCAUCAGCACUUCAAAAUAGAGCAUCCAAUUUCAUUGUUUCAGGUAUUAUUAUAUUGUUGUCUCUUUUGACCUGGAGAUCAAACUCAUCAAUCAAUGGAAAGGAAGAGACAGGUCUAGAGGAGGGCAGGAAUAAACAAUGUGCCAACUUCUCUCUGGACUUU
Messenger RNA from Puccinia graminis f. sp. tritici CRL 75-36-700-3, 1499 nucleotides. RefSeq lists its product as uncharacterized. NCBI's taxonomy places the organism in Eukaryota, Fungi, Basidiomycota, Pucciniomycetes, Pucciniales, Pucciniaceae. The record is from RefSeq and is a predicted model, not a curated record. Gene Ontology annotation, cellular component: peroxisomal membrane. The transcript has 9 exons. The coding region runs from base 167 to 1126 and encodes 319 amino acids. Gene Ontology annotation, molecular function: FAD transmembrane transporter activity; NAD transmembrane transporter activity; AMP transmembrane transporter activity.